AACCUUACUGUGAGAGUUUUGGCUGACGUGACGCAGAGUCGGGACAGUGAGAGAGGGAGCAACUCACACUCCUCUAUCUUCCUCUCUUCCUCUGUGUGUAUGAGUGUGUCAAUGUCUCAAUGGCACAAAGAUGAAUGUACCAGGGAUCUCCAGGGGUCGCAACCGUCUCACAAUGGUAUUGAUAUUGAUCCCUGCACGCCAGUUGGAGGCUCAAAGCGCGGCUCCGAUGCACAGUCGUCUGCAGCACUAGACUCAAUAAGUCUACCUACUGCUCAACUGAAAGCAAGCGUGUCAAGUCCUUCCCAAGAGCCCAAGAGGGGCACGGAAUAAUGUGGCCUUCGGUAGUCACGUCUUAGUCUCACUCUUAUUCCCUCCCCCCUCCCGCAAAGUCCCAGGGAUCUAGAUUCUAAAGCCCCAAUGCUUGCAUGUCGGCAGGGUUGCUGC
This is a messenger RNA of Colletotrichum acutatum, 444 nucleotides long. RefSeq lists its product as uncharacterized. The coding region runs from base 100 to 330 and encodes 76 amino acids. The record is from RefSeq and is a predicted model, not a curated record. NCBI's taxonomy places the organism in Eukaryota, Fungi, Ascomycota, Sordariomycetes, Glomerellales, Glomerellaceae. The transcript has a single exon.